AUGGCGGACGACGAUGGCGCCGGCUUUGCGGCGUUUAUGGAGACAGUAGGCGGUGACAAGCCCAAACAGGCGGUGGAUAACCCCAAGGACGAGUAUCACUAUGAGGAAGAGCAGGAAAAGGAGGCUAUGAUGAAGAACUAUCACCACCCAAUGAAGCAAUGGUUUCGUCAGAGGCCGCAGCUCGAGGCCAAAUACGGCGCAUUCCCACUCUUCUGGCAGGAACUCAAGACGUGGGAGCCGUACCGGGAGGUGCGCAAGGCUUACAUCAAGUUCACAGAGCAUGGGGGCGACGUUGAAUCCACAGAGAAAAAGGAGAAUGUAGUGGGCAUGGAUAAACAGGAGAAGAGAGGAGAUACAACGACUGAACCAGCAGAAGAACAGCCGAAAAAACGACGUAAAAGUCGGUGGGGAGAACCUGUGGAGUCUGCAGCGGACGGUAGUGGCGAGAAGAAGAGAAAGAAGUCACGGUGGGCACCAGCGUCCGGUGCGUCGUCAGGGAUGACUGGUCUCUUUAAUGAAAAGCAGCAGCAGUCGGUAAUUCUUCGUGCAGAGCUGGAGACCAUUAACCAAAAGUUGAAGACGGUGGUGAUGGAUGCAGCUCUGGUUGAGAAAGAUCCGAGCAGAUCGCCGUCGCCUCCACCGCAAUAUGACUCGAACGGAAAGCGCACCAACACACGCGAAGUUCGUAUGAAGGCUGCGUUGGAGAAACGCAGACGCGAGACGAUUGAAGAGCUCGUCAAGAUCAAUCCACUCUUCCGACCACCAGCGGACUACGCGCGUCAGAAACUGAACCGUAGGAUUUACAUUCCUAUUCACGAGUUCCCGUCCUACAACUUCAUUGGUCUGAUCAUCGGCCCACGCGGUAACACGCAGAAGCGUAUGGAACGAGAAACGAACUGCAAGAUCGCUAUCCGUGGCAAGGGAUCCGUGAAGGAAGGCAGCAAAGGCAAGAAGAUGAAUGCCGAUGAGAACGACGAUCUGCAUGUGCUAAUCACAGGUGACCGUGAGGAAGAUCUCGACAAGGCAGCCAAGGAAGUGCAGAGUCUGCUGGUGCCAGUUGAUGAUACGAGGAAUGCUCACAAGCAGAAGCAGCUGCGUGAAUUGGCUCUGAUCAACGGUACACUCCGAGACGAUGACUAUUGUCAUAUUUGUGGUGAAAAAGGACAUCGCCAAUGGGAGUGCCCCAACCGAGACGCUCAGCGUACCUUCAAGGCUGUUAACGUCAAGUGUGCCAUUUGUGGCGACUCUAGUCACCCGACACGUGACUGUACGCAGAAAAAGAAGUCUGCCGAAGAAAGUGCAGCCAUUGACAAGGAAUACCAGCAGUUCAUGCAGCAGCUUGGCGAAGCACCUGCCACAUCGACAGCGACAAAUGGAAAGGCUCCAGGAGAAGUGAACGCUGGUGCUGCAGCGCCAUGGUUGCAGCCAGCGAAAAUGGUGGCGCAGCCUUGGAUGCAGCAGUCUGUUGGUGCACCUGGUACAGCAGGCGCGCCUGGUGUUCAAGCUCCACCUGGGACGACUGCAUUAGGAUCUACUCCGGCUACGGCAUUCCCACCUCCAGUAGCUCCGCCUGGUGGGUACGAUUACCAAGAACAAGGACAAGACUGGGGGCAGCAAGGAUGGAAUGGUGGGUACAAUUCGUAUUACGGGUCAUGGGAUCAGAGCGGUCAGGCAGCUGACUAUCAGGGAUAUGGACAAUAUCCUCCUGCGGGUGCUGCUGGCGCUGGUGCACCUGGAGCUAACGGGACCGAUCAGUACCAGUAUCCGCCAUACGGCAAUCCGCCGCAGUAA
Phytophthora infestans T30-4 is the source of this 1791-nucleotide messenger RNA. Its product is annotated as branchpoint-bridging protein, putative. Gene Ontology annotation, molecular function: zinc ion binding; mRNA binding. The transcript is spliced from 3 exons. Gene Ontology annotation, cellular component: nucleus. NCBI's taxonomy places the organism in Eukaryota, Oomycota, Peronosporomycetes, Peronosporales, Peronosporaceae. Gene Ontology annotation, biological process: regulation of mRNA splicing, via spliceosome. The record is from RefSeq and is a predicted model, not a curated record. Bases 1 to 1791 code for a protein of 596 amino acids.